Molecule: messenger RNA, 1058 nt
Organism: Aquila chrysaetos chrysaetos
Lineage: Eukaryota; Metazoa; Chordata; Aves; Accipitriformes; Accipitridae
Exons: 3
Coding region: 1-870 (289 amino acids)
Source: RefSeq, a predicted model, not a curated record
AUGGCGUCCGCUCUCCCCUCCCUCCCACUGCACGGGGCUUACCCGCCCCGCCUGGCAGGGGCAGGGUUACCAAGGCGAAGCCAAACAGCCGCCAUUUUGCUUAUGGGCUGGGAGUGCAGUCUGCGCCCGCCGAGCCCUCAGUGUCCAUUUUACAACAGCGCUUUGCACGUUACGCUGAACGGCUCGGGUCUGGGCGCGGCCGAGACACCAGACUGCGGAGUAAAUUUUCGCCACAAAGUACGCGAAAAGCCGGGCAGACCCGCCGGAUCUCACACACGCAGAGGAACUUACUUGAGGGGCGGGGAAGAGGGGGGCGAGAAAGGGGAAGGAGCGGGAGCUUUGACCGAGACCCGUUCAGGGCGAUGUGGAGGUUUUGACCGAAUCUCUCCUGUCAAGAAGACAGUUGAGGCUGAGAGUCUUCCCCGAAGCGUUUUAAGGCUCAUAUAUAAGGGAACGAGACGAGCAGUGAACGAGCCUCGUUUCCCCUUUAGGGAACGGCACUUGGGGAGCAGGUACGGUCUGCUUUUAUCCGGACCAGCGGGAGCUGGCAAAGCGAGAGGGUCACCAGCCUCUCAGGGAAGACGCAGCUUCUGCCGUUUGCACGGAACUCCUCUCCCUUCCACCACAUCCCCUCCCAGCUCCUGUUCUGCCCGCACACCGCCCUGCCUCCCCUGCCCGGCUUCAGCCCCUCCAGCGAUACGGCUGAUUGAGGGAGGGGAGGCGGUGGCUGGGGUUUCAUUCGACGCCCACCAGGGGCUGAGCGAGCCUCCUUCAGUGCGCAAACUCGGGGCACCAGAUAAAAGCUGGGCUGGCAGCUCUUACCCUGCCUCGAUGGAGCCGCCACAAUCGGGUGACUGGAGAAGCAGUUAGCAGCAGCGCCAUAGACUAGCGUCCCCCCACACCUUGGGCAGAGAGAGUUUGGGGCUCUAAACAGCUGCUGCUGCGGCAGGAGGGAGCCGAGGUGAAGGGAUCUGCUAGCUGGUUGGACGCAGAGGAGGCGGCUGUAAUGGGGCAUUGAGCCUGAGGGAGGAGGGGGGCGAUUAAACGUCUUGUGAUCA